UCCAUCAGACAAUAAACCAAAUUAAAGUCGGUUCAGGUAUUGUAUUUGAUUGAGAAUCCAAAACCUACUCAAAUAAUGAGACAUUCAAGUUGUUACAUAUAACCAACUUGACGGCCACUAUUCUUCUUAUUCCUACUUUGGACUUUGUCCAGGUUUUCAUCUCUUGAGAGUGUUUUGACAAGUAAUUAAUGGAUUUGGACAGUUACCUCAUGCAACAGCUCAACAACAAACUCAAGAACCAGCCCCUGUCAAUUGACAGAUUGAUCUUUGCAAAUAUUAAUGACUAUAGUCCCCAAGAUUUCUUUCCAGGGGAAACAAGUGGUGGUGGAGUAAAGGAAUGCUAUGUAUUGACACCGAGGCGUCGAAUUUACGGAAUACUGACUCGACCAGAUCGUCGAGCGAGGAAUGGGUACUGGAAAUUAUUGAAAUGUAUAGAUGACAAGAUUCUUGGCUCAGAUGGGGUUGUUGGAAUGAAGCAGAAGUUUUUGUUCUUUCAAGGUGAACAGAACCAUUCGCGAAAAACUCACUGGUGUAUGAAUGAGUAUAGAAUAAGGCAGCAUUGCUGUUCAAUUGAUUGUGACCACAAGAUCGGAAGGCUCGACGAUUGGGUUCUCUGCAAGGUGUACGAGGAGUAUGACCGUGAAGCGCUAUAUUCUCAGAUGGAAAGGAUGGAUAUUGCCUAG
This is a messenger RNA of Lycium barbarum (goji berry), 683 nucleotides long. RefSeq names its product NAC transcription factor 32-like. Gene Ontology annotation, molecular function: DNA binding. Lineage: Eukaryota; Viridiplantae; Streptophyta; Magnoliopsida; Solanales; Solanaceae. The record is from RefSeq and is a predicted model, not a curated record. The coding region runs from base 189 to 683 and encodes 164 amino acids. The transcript is spliced from 3 exons. Gene Ontology annotation, biological process: system development; regulation of DNA-templated transcription.